This is a messenger RNA of Thamnophis elegans (Western terrestrial garter snake), 426 nucleotides long. Its product is annotated as cryptic protein-like. NCBI's taxonomy places the organism in Eukaryota, Metazoa, Chordata, Lepidosauria, Squamata, Natricidae. The record is from RefSeq and is a predicted model, not a curated record.
AUGACAGUACAAGUAAUCCAGAUGGCAUAUGCUUGUGAGGGUGAAGACUGUGACAAUGAUGCCCCAAGUUUGGGGAACAGGAAUCAUGCUCUGAAAACCUUGAAUGUUCUCAAUCAACUUAAUUCUGAAAAGAGGAGGAACAAUCCAUCCAAUGUUAUACCUUUCAUUGGGAUCACAGAGACAGGCAAAUUGAACAAACACUGCUGCAAAAAUGGAGGAACCUGUUUCCUGGGAACUUUUUGUAUAUGCCCAAAACAUUUCAGUGGAAGAUACUGUGAAUAUGAUACAAGGAUCAGGCUCCGACAUGAAUGGACUCUAAGGCUGGAAAAUCAAAUUAAGAUGCUUCAAAAGGACAGCGAAAAUGGCAAAGUGCAGGAUAAGGUGUCUCCAAUUGAAAAUUUUAGCCAAACUGCUGACCAGACUUGA